Messenger RNA from Lobosporangium transversale, 1849 nucleotides. RefSeq lists its product as hypothetical. Lineage: Eukaryota; Fungi; Mortierellomycota; Mortierellomycetes; Mortierellales; Mortierellaceae. The coding region runs from base 255 to 1727 and encodes 490 amino acids. Gene Ontology annotation, molecular function: DNA-binding transcription factor activity, RNA polymerase II-specific; RNA polymerase II cis-regulatory region sequence-specific DNA binding. Gene Ontology annotation, biological process: regulation of transcription by RNA polymerase II. The transcript is spliced from 2 exons. The record is from RefSeq and is a predicted model, not a curated record.
CUCAUUGUCUACGUGCAACAUCCGCUGACUAUCACAAAAGGGCUGAGUAUGAGACCUCACCAUCAACGCCGACAUCAUUAUCACACAGCUCAUUAGAUAGUCAAUAUCGUCGCCAAUAUCAUCACCAACGUUCACAAAGCUCUUCAGAUGUGCAUCCAUAUGACGCUCGUUCAGCAACAGCAAAUUCUCUUGUAAAGCCAGAGCCAAGGAGCUCCUCUCCUAAAUCAGUUUAUGCCGGGUCAGCCAUCUCUGAAAUGGAAUCAACAAAGUCAGCACUAGUAUUAGCAACAUCAAAAGCCAGCUCCAAGAACAACAGCAAUAACGUUGAUAACAAGAAUGUACCAACAUUCAACGCCAUCAAAUUGGAUAUUAAAGCUGUGUCGAACAACCCUGAUGACGUUCAACUACAUAAUCAACAUAACUUAAUGAUGGAGUCUUUCCACGCUCAGGCAGCAGAGCAUGAGCGAGACUUUGAUCACUAUCGUGGAUCUCCUGGCCGUCGGAAGCCAGUGCAUCGCCCAUUCGAUGCAGAUCAACAUAACCGUCAUCACCCAAUCCUUAGACCUCGGUCACUCAGUCCCCCAUCCUCUCUUUCUUCACGCUGGGAGCCCAAUGUAAAUGAUCAUCACUACCACGACCAGCACGGUUUAACUCUGUAUGAAGCUGGUCAUAACGGGCCCAAUCCCAACCCUAAUGGCGAAUCUCCUACGCAGCCUAACAGAGCGACUUUGUCCAAUAACAACAUGUCGAUGCCAUUUGCAUCUCAUUUCGUACCAUCGAAUGAAAUGUCUGACCGUCGUAAUGGAGGCUACGGCUCUAUGAUGCAUAGUGAAGGCGAAGAGGAUAUUGACUAUGAUGGCGCAGACAGGCUAUCAAGGGAUCAAAAGAAGAGUGGUGACAAGGCAGAUUUCUAUAAGCCGACUCAUCAUCUCUCGCAUGGCAUUUACGAGUCUGUCCCUUCAUUCCAACUACCAGCACGAAGCCAUCCAGAUGGGCGUAUGGACUCAGUACCUAUAUCCAUGGACGAAGAUGAAGAUCCUAUGCGCUCUCCCGCCAGAGAUUGGCAUAUAGCAGAGGGAUACAGUGGACCAUCAUCCUAUCCGGAUUAUCCUCAUCAUCGCCAUUCGUUUUCGGAAUAUAAAGUUGACCAUUCCUCUGUGGCUGAUAGUCGAUCCCAUGCAGGCCCAAUGAUGUCUCCAAACAGGAUGCAUGUAUCUUUGUCGUCAUCAUCCUUAUCGUCUUUGACUUUGCCUAGUCCCGGCAGCCAACAGCAGCAAAAUCGAUAUCAGCAUCAUCAUCGUUCACAAUCGGAGCAGUACUAUUCGACUUAUCCUCACCAUAUACCACUUUCGAUGCAGACUUCUAUGGUCCCCAGCAAUAACCAACACUCCAUGAUGAUGGGUGUAGGGGAAAGUGAAGCAGUAGCAGUCAUGAUGCCGGGAGUUCAUCCGGGGCGGAUGCGUGGAUCGGCUUCGUCUGCCAAGAACCAUUGCUGCUCUGUGCCAGGGUGCAUGAAGCGAUUCAAGCGGCUGGAGCAUUUGAAGCGCCAUAUCAAGACUCACACAUUAGAACGGCCCUUUGCCUGCACAAUGCCGGGAUGUAACAAGCGAUUCUCGCGUUCUGAUAAUCUCUCCCAACAUACCAAGACGCAUCAACGUCAAAUCAUGAACAAAUCGCACUGGAAGCAACGAGCGAGCUUGUCGAGCAUGUCAAGCAUGUUUGAGUAAAAAGACUGUUUGAUGUAGUUGUAUUUAUCAUAUCUCAUUUCUAUUUUUUAUAUCCCUUGUAUCAGCUGUUACUUUACUUAUUAUCUUUGUUUCCAUUCGUCGCUUUUCUGUCUGUCUUUCUG